AUGUCUCUCGCUUUUUUUGUCUCCUUUUCCAUUUCUCUCAUCCUCCCCCCCCCCCCCUAUCUCAGGCGUAACGCGGUGGAUGCGUUCCGUGUGAACGUGAUCCACGCCCGGCAGCAGGUUCGAUCCCCGGUGACCAACAUUGCCCGAACCAGCUUCUUCCACGUCAAGCGCUCCAACAUCUGGUUGGCGGCCGUCACCAAGCAGAAUGUCAACGCUGCCAUGGUGUUUGAGUUUCUUUACAAGAUGUGCGACGUCAUGACGGCCUACUUCGGCAAGAUCAGCGAGGAGAACAUCAAGAACAACUUUGUGCUCAUCUACGAGCUGCUGGACGAGAUUCUGGACUUUGGCUACCCUCAGAACUCAGAGACCGGAGCUCUGAAGACCUUCAUCACCCAGCAGGGCAUCAAGGGACAGCACCAGACAAAAGAGGAGCAGUCUCAGAUCACCAGCCAGGUGACGGGGCAGAUCGGCUGGCGUCGUGAAGGCAUCAAGUAUCGCCGCAAUGAGCUCUUCCUGGACGUACUGGAGAGUGUGAACCUGCUCAUGUCCCCACAAGGCCAGGUCCUGAGCGCCCACGUGUCGGGCCGAGUAGUUAUGAAGAGCUACCUGAGCGGAAUGCCCGAAUGCAAAUUUGGCAUGAACGACAAGAUUGUGAUCGACAAGCAGGGCAAGGGAGCAGCCUCUGAUGACGCGGGGAAGAGUGAUUUAGGGGGAGGAAGCACUGGGAAGCAGUCCAUAGCCAUCGACGACUGCACCUUCCACCAGUGCGUGCGCCUCAGUAAGUUUGACUCGGAGCGUAGCAUCAGCUUCAUCCCCCCCGAUGGAGAGUAUGAGCUCAUGAGGUAUCGCACCACUAAAGACAUCAUCCUGCCGUUCCGAGUCAUUCCUCUGGUCAGGGAGGUGGGCCGCACUAAACUGGAGGUCAAGGUCGUCAUCAAGUCCAACUUUAAACCUUCGCUGCUGGCCCAGAAGAUCGAGGUGCGUAUCCCAACACCCCUGAACACCAGCGGCGUGCAGGUGAUUUGUAUGAAGGGAAAAGCCAAGUACAAGGCCAGUGAGAACGCUAUUGUCUGGAAGAUCAAACGCAUGGCUGGGAUGAAGGAGUCUCAGAUCAGCGCUGAGAUCGAGCUGCUGCCAACCAACGAUAAGAAGAAAUGGGCGCGGCCUCCCAUCUCUAUGAACUUUGAGGUCCCUUUUGCUCCAUCUGGUCUGAAGGUGCGCUACUUGAAGGUGUUUGAAUCCAAGCUCAACUACAGUGACCACGACGUCAUCAAAUGGGUGCGGUACAUCGGCCGCUCGGGCAUCUACGAAACGCGCUGCUAAAGUUUCUCUCUUCAGGCAGCGAACUGACCACUUUCCUCCCAUAUUUCCUGUUUUUUCUUCUGCCCCCUUCCUACGUUGUCUCUUGAUCCCUCAGUCCUUAUAGCUUCUCUCAUACACCCCACCCUGUGUUGGAGAUUGAAUUUACAUCAUUAAAAAAAAGUGAAUAUGAUAUAAUGCUCAGAUAUAUGCAAAAUGUGAACCAUUGUAUCAUGUAUAUAUAUAUAUCUCGUGGUGAUGAGUAAACCUGUAAACCAACUGGUGUCCGAAAGGAAAAACACAAGUGAUGCAGACGUGGACCAGGGGGAGAGGUCUGGAGGCGCCUUUGGAGUGCUCUCUUGUGUUUAUUCAGUGUUAUUAUUCCACUAUCUACUCUCCAGUUAGAAGUCCUAGAAGUAAUCCCUGCUAAGAUCAUUUGUAGCUGUUGUGGUUAAAUGAAUCCUGAUGUAGUUCCUGUGUAUGAACUUGUCUCCGUAGAGUCUGCUCUUUAAAUCGAGAUGCAUUGUCCGAUUCGGUAUUGUGGACUGAUUGAUAUUUGAUCCGUGCUUUCUGGGAACGAUCAUUUGGAUCGAAAGUCUCCAUUCAAAGUCUCUAAUGGCUAGUUGGUAAAGAGAAGGAAUUGAUAGUGACCAAGCUGUUCCACUAUCAGUUUUACCAGUGAGUAAAGGAAAAAGCAAACUACAGUUGUUUUAGGUCUGACAUCAUCCCAUUAAUCUAGUGUGUGACCCAAAUGUCCUGUUUCCAAAGCACCAAGAUCUUCUUUGUCCCACUUCUGUUUCAAAGACGCUUUGGGGGACAUGUGGCACUGGGAGUGUGUUUGCAGUGAGGUGAGGUCUCCCCCUGGUGUUUGUCUCGUCACUGUCUGCUUCUUCAUGUUUGUAGCCCUGGUGACCGUUCUGUCCAAUAAAAUCUGACUAUGUAACCACCCCCA
Molecule: messenger RNA, 2251 nt
Organism: Etheostoma cragini (Arkansas darter)
Lineage: Eukaryota; Metazoa; Chordata; Actinopteri; Perciformes; Percidae
Product: AP-2 complex subunit mu-A
Exons: 11
Coding region: 1-1323 (440 amino acids)
Biological process (GO): clathrin-dependent endocytosis; intracellular protein transport
Cellular component (GO): AP-2 adaptor complex; cytoplasmic vesicle
Molecular function (GO): clathrin-cargo adaptor activity
Source: RefSeq, a predicted model, not a curated record